Molecule: messenger RNA, 2149 nt
Organism: Pyrgilauda ruficollis (rufous-necked snowfinch)
Lineage: Eukaryota; Metazoa; Chordata; Aves; Passeriformes; Passeridae
Gene: GM2A
Product: GM2 ganglioside activator
Exons: 4
Coding region: 184-792 (202 amino acids)
Biological process (GO): lipid transport; ganglioside catabolic process
Cellular component (GO): cytoplasmic side of plasma membrane
Molecular function (GO): enzyme activator activity; lipid carrier activity
Source: RefSeq, a predicted model, not a curated record
GAGGGAGGGGAAUCGGGCGGUGGGCCGGGCUCCAAGAGAGGGCUCAUCCCCUCUGCUCGGGGCUUCAUAGACCGGCCGCUGCCAGCCCGGUCCCACGGAGGUCCCUGCUCUCUGCUCGCCUCCCCACCGCUCGGAGCAGCUCCCCGGCCGCAUCCCGGACCGUUCCCGGCGCAUUCCCGGAGGAUGCUGUGCGCGGGGCUGGCGCUGGCGCUGUGCGCGCUGCAGCUCGUCCCGGCCGCGCUCGCCGGGCCGCAGCCGCAGCUGCUGGUGGAGCGCAGCGGGGCCCGGCGGCUCAGCAAGGUUGGUGGCUUUGCCUGGGAGAACUGUGGUGACAAGAAGGACCCUGUGGUGCUGCAGAGCCUCUCUGUGGCACCCGACCCCAUCAGCAUCCCAGGGAGCCUGCGUGUCAGCGCAGCUGUCAAGAGUGGCAAGACCAUGGGCUCCCCUCUGAAGGCAGCGCUGGUGGUAGAGAAGGCACUGGGUGACCUCUGGAUCCAGCUGCCCUGCAUCGACCAGCUGGGCAGCUGCACCUACAACGACGUCUGCAACAUUCUGGAUGAACUCAUCCCACCUGGCACGCCCUGCCCGGAGCCCCUGCUGACCUACGGCAUCCCCUGCCACUGCCCCUUCAAAGCGGGCUCCUACUCCCUGCCAGCCAGCGAUUUUGACGUGCCCGAUGUGGAGCUCCCUUCCUGGAUGACCAACGGCAACUACCGCGUCCGGGUGGUGGUCAGCAAUGGCGGGGAGGAGCUCAGCUGUGUCAAACUGGCCUUCUCCCUGCACUCCCACUGAGGGGUGGGACACCGUCCCUCCUAUCCCCUCCAGCUUGGUCCCCUGUCCCCUCCCACCUUGUCCCAACCCAUCCCUGUGAGGUCCAUCCCUCCUGCUGUCAGGAGGAGGCAGCCCCUGUCCCCCCCCAGCAUCUCCUCCCCUGCUACACCCAGAGAGGCCCCUUUGGCUGUUCUGCUGUCCCCAAACCCGUCACCAGGGUGUCUCCUGCCUGGACAGGGUGGCCUUGGAGCCUAACUCCAGCAUGACCUUGGGUUGUUAUUUUUUAUCCAGUUUCUUUUUUUUUUUUUUUUUUUUUUUUUUUUUUUCUUAUCAGGGCAAUUUUAGACAAAAACAUUCCAGGGAAAAGCAGUAUUUCUUGGAGCAGUCCGUGGGGAUGAGGGAGUGUUUGGGAGUGCUGGGGUAGGCUAGAGGGAUGCAGCACUAGUUGCAAAGGGUGUUCCUGCUUCCCACCAUCUCUGGCCAGAGCAAAGGGCUGUUUUGCAGAAGUGUCCCCAAAGUGGCUGCAGGAGACCUGUCCCCACACAGCAGCUUUGGAUCUGCUGUUGCUGUAUCCUUGUCCUGCAUGGGGAACCAGCUUGGUGGCAUGAGGCACCUGAGAAGGUGCCUCCCUCUCCUCCUGUGGCAAACAGGAACACAAGAGGAUAGAAACCACCCAAGCCCCACAUGGACAUUCCCACUUAGAGGGGACCAAGAGGCUGGUGAUGCUCCCAGCAGCAGAAGAGGUUGCUGGUUGAUGGCUGUGCUCAUUCCAGAGGGGGACACAAGGCUGUGAUGAGCUGCUGGGGCACAGCCUGGCUGAGGACCAGUCACAUUCAUCUCAUUUUUCCUCUGGGAGUGAGCCGAGGCAGGAUGCUGCACAGGGACUAUCCUUCCCGUAUGCUGGCAGAGGCACCCAAACACAGCAGCAUCCUGAACGUGGGAUAACUGGGAGAUGACCAUGAGGACCAGCAGCGUAGAUCCCAUUUGGGGGUGUCCUGACUGUGGCUAGGGACUGUCAUGUGGGCAGGCAGCAUCCUUCUUGCAAAAGCUUUGAGCAGGGUGUGAGGCUGUCAUCACUCCCCUGUGCCAGGUGCCACCAGCCACCCACAUCCCUUGCUGUCCCUGCCUGCUUGUGUUAUGUAGCCCCUCGAUAGGGCUGGUCUUCUACAAGCACUUUAUAUGCCUUAACUGCUGCGGGUGUUCCUCCACCGCGCAGAUGUGCUCCCACUGCCUUUCUGUGCCCUCCACUCGCUUUGUUUCACCCCGUGGCUUUGCCUGGAGAAGCACUAACCCUCUGCCCCUGCUCCCCUUCAGUGCCAGGGCAGCAACCUCCUUUUGGGCAGGUUCUGCAUGUUCUUAAUAAAUCUUUUUACCAGGA